Rhodamnia argentea is the source of this 2219-nucleotide messenger RNA. RefSeq names its product sugar transport protein 6-like. NCBI's taxonomy places the organism in Eukaryota, Viridiplantae, Streptophyta, Magnoliopsida, Myrtales, Myrtaceae. The record is from RefSeq and is a predicted model, not a curated record. Gene Ontology annotation, cellular component: membrane. Gene Ontology annotation, molecular function: monosaccharide transmembrane transporter activity. The coding region runs from base 341 to 1861 and encodes 506 amino acids. Gene Ontology annotation, biological process: monosaccharide transmembrane transport. The transcript is spliced from 4 exons.
UUAUCCGUUACAGAGAAUCGGGGAAGAAAGGUCAAACAGCAGAUGGGUUUUCAGCAAAGAGGCGAGCGAUUCUAGGAUCUCGUCUGAGUCACCGCAUCCGAAACCCGAGUUUUUCGACGAGCAAUCCAACCCAGAUAACGAUUCGUUUCAGCACGUUUCAGAUGACCACGAAAAUCCUGAAACUGAUUCCUCUGCGUGUAGAUCCGCCAUUGGUCUCGGUCCAAGUAUUUAUUGCCUCCAUGCCGAGCAAGGAUGUCGACUUAUCCGUGACGCCAUUGAUAACAAACUUUGCUCAUUUGCUUGAGAGAGAGUUUGCUAGUGAAUUGGGGUUGCUGAGAAGAUGCCUGCCAUGGCGGUGGUUGGUUCUGGCGGUGGCUUGGUCGGCGGCGGCAAGCUCACGGGCCAGGUCUUGAUCUGCAGCAUAAUUGCUGCACUCGGCGGUCUCAUGUUCGGCUACGACAUUGGCAUUUCAGGAGGAGUAACUUCCAUGGACGAUUUUCUGAUCAAGUUCUUUCCGGGCGUCUAUGAGAAGAAGCACCGCGCCAAGCAGAACAACUAUUGCAAGUUCAAUGACCAGUAUCUUCAGCUCUUCACGUCAUCGCUGUACCUGGCGGCCAUCGUGGCUAGCUUGGUUGCUUCGAUGUUUUGCAAGAGGCUGGGCAGGAGGCCGACUAUGCAGGCCGCUUCCGUUUUCUUCCUGGUCGGCGCCAUUAUAAACGCUGCUGCUAUGGACUUGGCCAUGCUGAUCAUUGGAAGGCUGUUACUAGGUGCAGGAGUGGGAUUUGGCAACCAGGCAGUACCACUGUUUAUAUCAGAAAUUGCUCCUGCCAACUACCGAGGCGGCCUCAAUAUUUGUUUUCAGCUACUGAUCACCGUCGGGAUUUUGAUCGCCAAUGUCAUCAAUUACGGAACGUCUCGGAUGCAUCCGAACGGAUGGCGGGUAUCGCUAGGCGGAGCGGCAGUUCCUGCCAUAGCUCUUUUGAUUGGCUCCCUCGCCAUAGUGGAAACUCCGACUAGCCUUAUAGAGCGGGGGAAGUUAGAUGAAGGACGUCGGGCACUUAAGAAAAUUCGGGGGACGGAUAACAUUGACGCCGAAUACGAAGAAAUCUUGCAGGCCACAGAGAUGGCCAAAAAGGAGGACAGCUCAUUCAAAACUCUCAUGAAACGCUCGAGUAGGCCUCAGUUGAUUUGUGGAACCAUCCUCCAAAUCUUCCAGCAAUUCACUGGUAUCAAUGUGAUCAUGUUUUAUGCUCCCGUUCUGUUCCAAACCAUGGGUUUUGGCAGCGAUGCCUCGCUUCUAUCUGCCGUGGUCAUGGGUCUUGUCAAUGUGGUGUCCACCUCGGUUGCGAUUUUUACCGUGGAUAGAUUUGGGAGGAAGGUGUUGCUCGUCGAGGCGGCGAUUCAGAUGCUUGUUGCCCAGAGUGCCAUGGGCAUCACGCUCGCGAUCCAACUGAAAUCCACCAAUGAAAUUCCUAAGGGGUACGCCCUUUUCGUGGUCUUCUUGGUCUGCUUCUUCGUGGCCGGCUUUGCGUGGUCGUGGGGUCCUUUGGGUUGGCUCAUCCCCAGUGAGAUAUUCCCGCUGGAGACGCGAAAUGCCGGCUUCUUCUUCGCAGUCGGGAUGAACAUGCUGUGCACUUUCCUCAUCGCUCAAGUGUUCCUGACCAUGCUCUGCACCAUGAGAUCUGCGACUUUCUUCUUCUUCUCCGCCUGGAUCAUUGUGAUGGGCAGUUUUGCAGCCGUCAUGCUUCCCGAGACAAAGGGCAUACCCAUUGAUGAAAUGAAUGAGAGGGUAUGGAAGAAGCACUGGUUCUGGAAGAGGCACUUCGACCACGAAGAUGAUAACCAAAAAGUUAGGAUUUAAAACCAUGUACUUGUUUGUUAAGGUUCUAGUGUUGGGUCUGAGAGUAAUGCAAGGUCGCUCAGGUUCACUAGUCUUUAGUCCUUCAGUUGUACAUUUUGGAUCGAAGAAUAAUAAUCAUGAGCCUUGACAUAAUCCGCCAAGCCGAACUCUCUUUGUUCGCAAUUUAAGCUUGGACAAUGGAAUACCAAGUUCGGUAGGAUGCCGCUAUUGCCAGGUGAAGAUGAAGCUUGAUGCUCUUUGAGUACAUGUAAAUCCUCAUAAAAAGAGACUGCAUUGUGACCGGUAGUCCCACAAUCAUCUUAGGCUUCAUUCGCCGAGUUAGAGAGGAGACUAUGGAGUGCUGAGAACGGUUUUUGGA